AUGCAACGACGGCGGCGCCCUCCGCCACCUGCCUCGCAGCUGUCUGAGAGCUGCGGGGGAGGUGGCCGCGGAGGUGGAGGUGGGAGUGAAGAGGUGGAAGUGCAGUUCUCAGCCGGGCGUUUGGGCUCGGCCGCGGUGGUCUCGGCGGCGGCUGCGCGCAGCACCGAAGAGGAGGAGGAGCGGCUUGAGCGCGAGCAUUUCUGGAAGAUCAUUAAUGCCUUCCGCUACUACGGCACCAGUAUGCAUGAGCGAGUACACCGAACAGAAAGACAGUUUCGAUCACUUCCUGAUAAUCAACAGAAACUACUUCCUCAGUUUCUUCUUCACUUGGACAAGAUCCGGAAUUGCGUUGAUCAUAAUCAAGAAAUACUACUGACCAUUGUGAAUGAUUGCAUACAUAUGUUUGAAAAUAAAGAAUAUGGAGAAGAUGGGAAUGGAAAGAUUAUGCCAGCAUCUACAUUUGACAUGGAUAAGUUAAAAUCCACAUUGAAACAGUUUGUGAGAGACUGGAGUGAAACUGGGAAAACAGAGAGGGAUGCCUGCUACCAGCCAAUCAUUAAAGAAAUUUUAAAAAAUUUUCCAAAAGAGACAUGGGAUCCUUCUAAAGUAAAUAUUCUGGUACCUGGUGCUGGACUAGGAAGAUUGGCCUGGGAAAUAGCUAUGCUAGGUUAUGCUUGUCAAGGAAAUGAAUGGAGUUUUUUUAUGCUCUUUUCUUCCAACUUUGUACUCAACAGAUGUUCUGAAAUUAAUCAGUAUAAGCUUUAUCCCUGGAUCCAUCAGUUUAGCAAUAACCGGAGAUCAGCCGAUCAGAUCCGACCAAUCUUUUUCCCUGAUGUUGACCCCCAUAGCCUUCCUCCUGGUUCUAACUUUUCUAUGACAGCAGGAGAUUUUCAGGAGAUAUACUCAGAAUGCAAUACCUGGGACUGUAUUGCUACAUGUUUCUUUAUAGAUACAGCUCACAAUGUGAUCGAUUAUAUUGAUACAAUAUGGAAAAUACUCAAACCAGGUGGAAUUUGGAUAAAUCUAGGUCCUCUGCUGUACCAUUUUGAAAAUUUGGCAAAUGAACUUUCUAUAGAAUUGAGCUAUGAGGAUAUAAAAAAUGUUGUUCUGCAGUAUGGAUUCCAGGUAGAGGUGGAGAAAGAAUCUGUCUUGUCAACAUAUACUGUGAAUGAUCUGUCCAUGAUGAAAUACUAUUAUGAAUGUGUCUUGUUUGUGGUUCGUAAACCACAAUGAUUGUCUCAAGUGAUGUCACCAGGAAAAAAGUUUAAUAAGAGCAAAUGCUGAAAUAAACAACUCAAAAUCAGCUGUCAGUUAUGACAAGACAAGACCUCAAAUCAGUGGUGCCUUCUUAUUCCUAAAACAAUUUAGAAAUAGCAUCUAUUUUCUUAAUAUGUGUCUAUUGCCUUUUCAGAAAUAUACUAUGCCAUGCAUAUUUGUACUAUACAAGUGAAAUGGAAGAAAUGUC
This is a messenger RNA of Orycteropus afer afer, 1465 nucleotides long. RefSeq names its product carnosine N-methyltransferase 1 (gene CARNMT1). The record is from RefSeq and is a predicted model, not a curated record. Gene Ontology annotation, molecular function: S-adenosylmethionine-dependent methyltransferase activity. NCBI's taxonomy places the organism in Eukaryota, Metazoa, Chordata, Mammalia, Tubulidentata, Orycteropodidae.